Merops nubicus (carmine bee-eater) is the source of this 529-nucleotide messenger RNA. Its product is annotated as FERM, RhoGEF and pleckstrin domain-containing protein 2-like. Gene Ontology annotation, molecular function: guanyl-nucleotide exchange factor activity. The record is from RefSeq and is a predicted model, not a curated record. The annotation marks the transcript as partial. Gene Ontology annotation, cellular component: cytoskeleton. The transcript has 5 exons. Lineage: Eukaryota; Metazoa; Chordata; Aves; Coraciiformes; Meropidae.
AUGGGAGAGAUAGAAGGAACAUACAGAGUCUUGCAGACUCCUGGCUCCCGUUUGGGUGUCCAGAAGACCAUGGGAGUGAGCACCCUGGAGCCAGGGCAGAACCUCUCCACUGCAAUGGCAUCACUGCCUGCCAAAAUGCACGAGUGUGACCUACCAGUCAAAAUAAAGAUGCUGGACAACACGGUGGAAGUCCUUGACAUUGAGUCAAAAUGUUAUGGACAGACAUUAUUGACUGAAGUUUACAAACAUUUGAACUUGAUGGAAUCAGACUAUUUUGGGAUUGAGUUCCAGAACAUCCAGUCAUAUUGGAUUUGGCUGGAACCUAUGAAACCUGUUAUUAAACAACUACGGAGACCAAAGACCACGAUGCUUCGUCUAGCUGUAAAGUUUUUCCCUCCAGACCCGGGUCAGUUGCAAGAGGAAUAUACUAGGUACCUGUUUGCAUUGCAAAUCAAAAGAGACUUGGCAGAGGAACGACUGACCUGCAGUGACAAUACAGCUGCUCUUCUGGUCUCUCACCUUCUGCAAU